AGAAAGCUUGAAUUAUUGAUGAGAAUAAUGGCGUUGCCGUCUGUCUGGAGCGUGAUGCGUGUGGCGAUCCCGUUCAUCUCGGUGGUCGGCCUGCUGAGCGUGAGGCUUGUCGGAGCCGGCCAGGACUCUGGGAGUGUCAUUCCUGCAGAAAGUCGUCCCUGUGUUGACUGCCAUGCGUUUGAGUUCAUGCAGAGGGCGUUGCAGGAUUUAAAGAAGACGGCGUAUAACCUAGACACACGGACAGAAACCCUCCUCAUGAGAGCGGAAAAGAGAGGCCUGUGUGAUUGCUUUCGUGCAAUACACUGAAAUGAGCACUGGGAUUUGGCCAAUGGACAUUUAUUCAUUUUUAAAAUGCUGUUCAAUAAAUUACAGGAAGAUAGAGUGCAGGUUGUGCCACACCACAAGGAAAACGAUUUUUAUCCAAACAGGUACAGCUCAGUUAGAUAAUCUUUGCUUUGAUGUGUUUUAUCAUUACUGUAUGUGAAAUUGCGUCUGCUGAAAUGUCAACAGAAGAAACAGUGCCAAAGUCUCGCUCAUGGGUUUUAUAUAAGGAUAGCAUCUUGCUUUUCUGGUAUUUCAAGCCAAAAAUUGUCCUUGGACUCUCAGGCCAACCCCUCAGCACAUGUGAAUUGCCAUAGAUUUGUGAAAGUCAGUGAAGUUAAAUUCUUUAAUAUAUUUAUGGUAGAAUGUGUCCCUAACAUGAAAAGGAAGCUACUUUGCAAUGAUGCAUAGCUAAACAUUUACAAACAAGCAGUCAUGGCUUUAUAUAGAAAUUAAUAGUUGUCACUGACUGCUUGGCAGUCCAAGGAAGGUAUUUGCUUCCAAUUGUAUCAAUAGUCCAGUGCAUAGCACACACAGUAAUCUGUAUCACAAUUUUAAUUUCUUCAGAGCCACACAGUAGCUGUGAUCUUUUUGGAGAGAUUUAUUAAGUAUCUAAUGUGAUCAGUAACGUUUGUAAUCACAUGAAUACUGCCUGGCAAUUGAACUGAUUGCGUCUGCCAAAAUCUUCUGGAGAAGUGUCUUUCAUUAAGCAAAUCACAUACUGGAUUGAACCACUCAAACUGGC
Molecule: messenger RNA, 1066 nt
Organism: Pelecanus crispus (Dalmatian pelican)
Lineage: Eukaryota; Metazoa; Chordata; Aves; Pelecaniformes; Pelecanidae
Gene: NICOL1
Product: NELL2 interacting cell ontogeny regulator 1
Source: RefSeq, a predicted model, not a curated record